This is a messenger RNA of Bacidia gigantensis, 2880 nucleotides long. RefSeq lists its product as uncharacterized. Gene Ontology annotation, biological process: translational elongation. Lineage: Eukaryota; Fungi; Ascomycota; Lecanoromycetes; Lecanorales; Ramalinaceae. The coding region runs from base 1 to 2880 and encodes 959 amino acids. The record is from RefSeq and is a predicted model, not a curated record. Gene Ontology annotation, molecular function: GTPase activity; GTP binding; translation elongation factor activity. The transcript has 2 exons.
AUGCGCGUUGAUCUUCCUCAGGCUACGAGUUACUCGCGCAUCUCCGAUCCAAACGUCCUGACUCCAACCGUCAAGAUUAUCCCGGAUAGAUUCAGAAAUAAAGGCAAAAUAUUGAAAGAUCAAUUGCCAAAGAUGGCCUCCAUUUUCACUUAUGGAACGGGACCGGCUCAAGUAGCUUCACCAUGGGCCGUUUCGUCUUCGAAGAACAUAUCGAUACCUCUGGAAACGACAACCUUCAAGAGGCUGGCAGGAAGCGAUGUUCCACAGCCCGAGGCAUUGGCAGAUUAUGGAAAUUCAAAACUCGAGGCAGAACCUCAAGAAGGUCCUACAGAAUACAAGUUACAUCUAUUGCUGCGCCCACGGCGGAAUUUCUCGUCGACGUCGACCGUGCAAAAGGUUCCAGGCUCGCACCUAUCCAAAUCUCGUUCGCAAACGCCUUCAAAUAGCACGAGGAUUCCAUCUGGGACGUCCUCUCAAGCUCUUGCUCCCAGUACUCAGUCGCGGCAAAACAGACUCCAGCAUCUUACGACUCAGCUCUUGUGGAGGCUGCAGCAGUCUUCACCGCAUCAUACUUCAAGCAAGUCUGACCUCGUACUGCCUGUUCUUCCAGAAGCCGACAUUGAGCUUUCAGCUCUACAAGGUCCUAGAGAACUCCUCGCUGGCUUGGAAGAAAGCGUGGGCGCCCUUUACGAGAUAGGCGUUAGCGAUGACGGGACCCUUGUUGGACUAGCAAUAGACGAGCUGGAGGAAAGCUUACUCGUCUUACGAGCCAUGGCUUUCAGCCUCGGGUGCAAUCUCCGUCUUCUGCGAAUGGUGGUAGUUGGCGAAUGCCAGUGGGCAGAAGAGACCUCAGAGCUAGUAAAUGGCACCACCAAAAUACACCAAGGAAAGCUUUGGGUCGCAGAAGUACUCGUAGCGCCAUUUUUGAGAUCAGUGGAAUCUCGAGAGGAUCCAAAUUGCACCAGGAAUAGUGGAACAACACCCCCAACCGAGACCCAUAGGUUUGCGCUUACAAACUCCUCGCUUGAGCCCGAGCAGUUGCGCGUUUCCUUAAUUGGAAGCACUACCUCUGGAAAAUCGUCUUUGUUGGGCACCCUUUCGACCUCGACAUUCGACAACGGCCGUGGGAAAAGUAGGCUCAGCCUCCUAAGGCAUCGCCACGAAAUUGUUUCUGGUGUAACUAGUUCGCUUGCGCAAGAGUUGAUUGGUUAUCAACAGAUCCUUCAAGCGAGCGGCACGGCAAACAACGUGGUCAACUAUGCAUCUGACAAUGUCUCUUCGUGGACGGAUAUUCACCAUUCGAGUAAUCUGGAUCGGCUAGUAUUCAUCACUGACUCUGCAGGACACCCCAAGUUUCGGAGGACAACAGCUAGGGGGCUUAUAUCUUGGGCGCCGCAUUGGACACUUUGCUGUGUUGCUGCGGAUGACGACGAGGAUAGCUCUGGAAGGAUCGGUGCAACUGCGACGUCCGGGGAUGUGCUCGGACCUGCAGGUCAAGGGAUCGACCUGUCGAAAGCUCACCUCGACCUCUGUCUCAAGCUUGAUCUGCCGCUUGUUGUGGUGAUUACAAAGCUAGAUCUUGCAUCUAAGAUCGGGCUUAGACAAACCGUUGCGAAAGUCUUGUCAACAAUCAAGGCAUCAGGACGGAAGCCUACAGUCAUCCCUGUUACUAGUUCAUAUUCAGGGAUCGUGGAGUCACGAAGCAUCCUGAGAGCGGACCACGAGGCAGUGCAAAGCGUGAUGGGGUCAAUUCUGCCUGAUCAAUCAUCUUCACUCGUGCCCAUCGUACUCACAAGUGCUGUGACUGGGAUCGGCAUAGGUCAAGUCCAUUCCCUCUUACGGCAGCUGCCUGUCUUCAACCCAGAGUCUCCUGAUCCCCUUAGCUCUGCUUCAGAGGAACAGCACGACGGGAAAGGGUCUACUACAGUCUUUCAUGUCGAUGAAAUCUUCGCAGUGCACGAAACGUUCCAGGAUUAUGCAGCCAUCAGCUCAAGCUCUCGCCCGUGCUUCAUUCUCAGCGGCUAUCUGCGCCAUGGUGUCCUUCAAACAGGCGACAACCUACUUUUAGGCCCGUUCUCAUCGGAAUCGACGCUUGUUGUUUCGGACUUACCUUUGGCUUACCGAACAAAGUCAUAUCCUGGACUAAGCAAAUCCCUACCACAAAAUUUCACAGCCUAUCCCAGCACUCAAAGUCUAGCCGUGGUAGACGUUGAGAACGGUGGCGAACAACAAGUAGCAAGUCGUAGAGGCACUAGCCACCUCUGGCAGACGGUACAAGUUGCAAGCCUUCGAUACCUCCGUCUUCCUGCCCGAGGGCUAAAAGCCGGACAAGUUGGCACUGUGGCGAUCUCGACAGCAAACCCGCUGUAUCUCAAUGGUGAACCGUGCAUCCGACGAGGCAUGGUGCUAUGCAAGCCUUUGACACUCGCGCAAACUCCUCCGGCAUACUCUUGCAUCACAGCCGUGUUCGCGGACCCAAGUAUCUACGUUAACCCUGGCAGUACGGUGACCCUCGUCACCGCCAGCAUUCGCACGCCGGCCAAGAUAGUUGAGGUUAGGAUACCCGAACGAGCGAGCACUGCGAGCGCAAAUCCAGACAUAUUCGCGUUCGACGAGAAUUACGACCUGAAGAAUGAUUUUGCAAGCUCCGGUGAGGGGAAUGCGAUGCCCAUGCUGGAAGAGAUCGAGAUAACCUUUCGCUUCACAAACAGUCGAGAAUGGGUCGAGUUAGGCACCAAGGUUCUCGUGACACCUGCUGGUGGUAUCAGUAUGCUUAAUGCGCCAUCGAGAGAUGGAUCGAGCGAUGUAAAUAGUGGUGGUGGUGGCGCUGUCGCAGCUUUGGAUGGGUUCGUUGGCAAGAUCGUCGCUGCAACUGAAUAA